CGGCGGGUAGAGGGGUUGCAGCGCUCUUUUGUUUGGCGGAGGCGGCUCGAACUGGGGAGGCCCGUUGUCCAACCGUCGCUCUCCCUCUCAGUCCCCCCCUCUUUUUUUCCUAAGCGAGACCGGCUUGUCCGGGCUGCUGUUCGCGCCCUCUCCACAUUCCCCGCGUGUCCGCUUGUUUUCGUUUCCCCUCGUGCUUUUUGAGUGGGGCUGAACAAGGUCCAACUGAGCAAAAUACCGUUGUCAAUCGUUAUCACGUACUUUACAGCUUGAUACUGUGGACUAGGGACUAGCAAGCUAUCAUGGAGGUCAGCCUCCUUUAAGCCGCAAAACUGGCGAGCACAAUGGGAAAAAAGCAAAACAAGAAGAAAGUGGAAGAGGUCCUUGAAGAAGAGGAAGAAGAAUAUGUGGUGGAGAAGGUCCUUGACAGACGGGUAGUGAAAGGCAAAGUGGAGUACCUGCUCAAGUGGAAAGGCUUCUCAGAUGAAGAUAACACAUGGGAGCCAGAGGAGAACCUUGACUGCCCUGACCUCAUUGCGGAAUUCCUGCAGUCCCAGAAAACUGCACAUGAGAGUGACAAGUCAGAGGGAAGCAAGCGCAAAGCUGAAUCAGAUUCUGAGGACAGGGGAGAGGAAAGCAGGCCAAAGAAAAAGAGAGAGGAGGCUGAGAAGCCUCGAGGCUUUGCAAGAGGGUUUGAGCCAGAGAGGAUUAUUGGUGCCACAGAUUCCAGCGGGGAGCUCAUGUUCCUGAUGAAAUGGAAAAACUCUGAUGAAGCUGACCUGGUCCCUGCCAAGGAAGCUAAUAUCAAGUGCCCACAGGUGGUCAUCUCAUUCUACGAGGAAAGGCUGACAUGGCACUCCUAUCCCUCUGAGGACGAUGACAAGAAGGAUGACAAGAAUUAACCUGCCCACCUUAUGUCCCCAUCCUCCUCUGGCCGACUUUUGUAUUAAAACAUAAGACUGUGGGUUUGAACAUGAGAGGAAGCAAAGAGGCGCUUGGCUGAGGUGGCAGGGAAAGAUGCCCUCUGUAGAAGCAGGACACUUUCUGUGCCCUCGACAGCUUGGUGUAGCAGCACUCUGCCCCUUCCUUCCUUCCUUCCUCAUAUAUACAUGGGGAAGCAGGAGAGAACAGGUGAGUGUUUCCCAGCUGUCCUUGCUUGGGGGUUGAAGACAAAAUAACUCCAUGCAGGAUGAAGUCUGGGGAUUGGACAAGCUGCCAAAAGGGACAGAAGGUGGAGGCUGCGUUUUCUUCGAAGACCAUCUCUGUGAUUUGCAGCUUCCCCCCUCAAUAGUGUUAACUGCAUUUUUACAGCUUAGCAUGUGUGUAGUUUUUCUUUCUUCCUUUUUGCUAUAAUUGGUGUAUUGUUGGGGUGGGAAGGGAGGGUGCAUUCUGAUUGAUUUGGUAUGGGGAGUGGUUCACAGUGUUCUGUAUCCAGAAUCACAGUUCUUACAUAUAUGCCUCUUCCUGCAAGUGAAAUCCACUAUGCUUAGCAGAGAGGCUGCAGUGUAUGCGUCCGUAAGUGUUAAGUUACAGUAUGAGACUGUGACCAUGAAAGCAGCCAGCUACUGGAAUUGUCAUGCUUUUAAUACUAGAGAAGAGAUAAUGUCCACAGCUAUUUUGAUCUUAUGCAGGUGACAACACCUGGUCCCAAAAGUACACGUUUUCUUACAACAGCAUCCUUUUUAUUCUGAUCAUCCAGCAAGCUCUGGAGUCCUGCUUAGUUUUUUUACUUUAUUUACAUGGACUUAAGAUGUUUGGGGAUGGGAAGGAAAGCAGGGAUGAAAUCUACCCAUACAGCACAAUGUAGAUUUCAGAACAUUCUAUAGACACCUAUCUUUUGUUCCGACUUCGGCAGUAGCAAUUGCUUUCCUUGCCUUAGUCCUCUAUUGCUUUCAUUUUUAAUCUAGUAGACUUCUUUGUUUUCACAAAGGACAUAAUUUUACCUCUGAAUUUGUUCAAGCCCUAGCCAGCCACCAACUCCUCCUCCUUCAUGGGGUGGUAUGUACGUAGACAUGUAUUGUACAAACCUUUUUUAAAAUAAAGCAUGUGUUUUAGGUUUCUGUGAAAAUGUUGUCUAAAACUUAAGUGUUUGGAUUUUAACUUCAUACUGAACUGUCUUUUUGUCUCAAUAAAACUUUAGAUUUAUA
This is a messenger RNA of Varanus komodoensis (Komodo dragon), 2144 nucleotides long. RefSeq names its product chromobox 1 (gene CBX1). Lineage: Eukaryota; Metazoa; Chordata; Lepidosauria; Squamata; Varanidae. The transcript has 6 exons. Gene Ontology annotation, molecular function: chromatin binding. Gene Ontology annotation, cellular component: pericentric heterochromatin; nucleus. The record is from RefSeq and is a predicted model, not a curated record. Bases 342 to 899 code for a protein of 185 amino acids. Gene Ontology annotation, biological process: negative regulation of transcription by RNA polymerase II; chromatin organization.